AUGAAAGAUUCUUCUCUAUCCGGUCCAGAAUCAACACGUUUUAUUCAUGAAAUAGUCUUUCCAGAGUUAAACAACCGAACAAAUUUUUCCGUUCCAAAAGAAGCAAUACCAAAGGAUAUUCAAUGUAAAUUAUGUAAAGCAAUAUCUACCGAUUUAUCUGAAUUUAAUAAACAUGCUAGACAGAAACAUCGUUGUUCAUACUUGUGUGACGUUUGUUCCAAAGUAUUUGAUAGUAAAGAGGAUAAAGCUAAUCAUUUAGAGAAAGAACAUGUUAAGGAAUUUCGGUGUGAAUUUUGCUCCAAAAUGUUUUGGCAACAAAAGAUUUUAAAUGGUCAUAUUAAAGAUAAGCAUUAUAAUCGUAAAACAGAUACUCUCGGAGUUAAUGUUGAAUUCGAAUUUUUGAAUCAACUAAAUGUUUCAUCUCCACAAUUAAAGAGAACAUUUUUCAUUCAUGACAUCGUGAAGGAAGAAAUCAAGUUUAAAAAUACACAAAAGGAGAACGAAGAAAAAUCGGGAGAUGAAUCCAAAGAGAAGACUACAGCAACGUCUGCGGCAAUCAUUUCUCCUUUCGCGACAUCCACCUCACCCACUGGACCAAUGAAAUGUAAAUUAUGUGAGGAAAUAUAUGAAGAUAAUAAAACGUUUAAUAAACAUGCAAAGAAUUCACAUGGUUAUAGAACUUUAUGCAAAUUUUGUUCCCAAGUCUUUUUCGAUAAACCUACUUUAGAAUUUCAUUAUAUGAUUAAACAUGAUAAAAGUGUUUUUUGCAGAGAGUGUAGUAAAAAAUUUUGGGAACAAAAAAGUUAUGAAGAACAUUGUUUGGAUAAGCAUCAGAAAUAUUAA
Molecule: messenger RNA, 843 nt
Organism: Funneliformis geosporum
Lineage: Eukaryota; Fungi; Glomeromycota; Glomeromycetes; Glomerales; Glomeraceae
Source: the annotation of a GenBank genome assembly